Molecule: messenger RNA, 1818 nt
Organism: Marchantia polymorpha subsp. ruderalis
Lineage: Eukaryota; Viridiplantae; Streptophyta; Marchantiopsida; Marchantiales; Marchantiaceae
Source: the annotation of a GenBank genome assembly
GCCUGGAUUGGCCGAGGGCGAGCGCACCCGUCUCCACCCCGUCCGAGCCACAGGCGCUCGAGCUCGCAGUGUCUGAAGGCGGAUUAUCUGAUCGGUAGCUCUUUUGGACCACGCACGCGACGUCGAGAGACUUGAAGAAAACGCGCCUCUGCAAGUCGGGCAAUCGAAGUGUGUUCGUUCGGCAUCACUUCACCAGCACCAGCAGCGGAGGCAGCGGCAGCAGCAGAGGCAGCUGAAGGAAUUUCUGCAGCCAUGGCGGCCGCGACUAUGUCCGUGGCCUCGGUCUCCGCCUCCGUGGCCAAGGCCUCACAGGUCUCAGGAAAGGACUUCUCCGGUCUCAAGAGCACCAGCGUCGCCACAUUCGGCAAGAGGUCCGACGACCUGUUGACCCGAGUGGCUGCCCAGAGCGCCGUGGCCGUCAGCGGUGCCCAAAAGAGAGCCGUCGUCGAGGCUAAGGUGAAGGUUGCCAUCAACGGAUUUGGAAGAAUCGGACGCAACUUCAUCCGAUGCUGGCACGGAAGGAAGGACUCUCCCUUGGAGGUCGUCGUCAUCAACGACACCGGAGGUGUCAAGCAAGCCUCCCACUUGCUGAAGUACGAUUCCAUGCUCGGUAUCUUUGAUGCCGAUGUCAAGGCAGUCGGUGACGACGCCAUCUCCGUGGACGGCAAGAUCAUCAAGAUUGUCUCCGACAGGAACCCACUGAACCUUCCAUGGGGAGAGAUGGGUGUCGACCUCGUAAUUGAGGGUACCGGAGUAUUCGUCGACAAGGAAGGUGCUGGCAAGCACUUGCAGGCUGGAGCCAAGAAGGUGCUGAUCACCGCACCCGGAAAGGGCCCCAUCCCCACAUACGUCAUCGGAGUGAACGAGGAGCUGUACGACCCAUCUGAGCAGAUCAUCUCCAACGCCUCGUGCACCACCAACUGUCUCGCACCCUUCGUCAAGGUUCUCGACGAGAAGUUCGGAAUCAUCAAGGGUACCAUGACCACCACCCACUCUUACACCGGUGACCAAAGGCUGCUCGAUGCCUCCCACCGUGACUUGAGGAGAGCCCGUGCUGCUGCUCUGAACAUCGUGCCCACUUCCACUGGAGCAGCCAAGGCCGUGGCUUUGGUGCUGCCCAACUUAAAGGGCAAGCUCAACGGGAUUGCCCUCAGGGUACCCACCCCGAAUGUGUCAGUGGUCGACCUCGUCGUCCAAGUUGAGAAGAAGACCUUCGCUGAGGAAGUGAACGCCGCCUUCCGUGAAGCCGCCAACGGUGACAUGAAGGGAAUUUUGGCAGUGUGCGACGAGCCUUUGGUGUCCGUCGACUUCAGAUGCACUGACGUUUCAUCCACCGUCGACUCGUCGUUGACGAUGGUUAUGGGAGACGACAUGGUGAAGGUUGUCGCAUGGUACGACAACGAGUGGGGAUACUCGCAGAGGGUGGUCGAUUUGGCCAACCUCGUCGCUGAGAAGUGGACCGGAGCUUAAGAAGCCGACCCCUCUUGGGCUGUUCAAAUAGGUAGAGAUGAUGAGGAUGAUGAUAAUCCAUGUCUUAUAAAACACCGACCAUGCUGUAAUUCAUUCGCAUUUUUAAAGCGCCCGAUCCCACAUCCCCGUAGGUCUCGAAUGAGAUUUCUUUCCAGCGCAUUUUUUCGAGAAGAGUGGGUAUGGUUUUUAGUCAGUACCGUAUUUGACGAAGCUGCAGUUCCUUCUGGGGAGAGGAUGCGUGCACAAUCUGUAGAAUAUGUGCACUGGAACCUUAUUCCGCCGCUGUAAACAAGACUGUAUUGCCCUUUUGUUCAAAAUUUAAUCAAAUUCGUUUGAAAACCACUCAUA